AUGUUCUUCACACUAUCAAUCAUCUCAUCCAUUCUCCUCUUCUUGAAUCUUGUUCAAGCCCUCCCAUCCGCUCAGAUCUCCCCAGCGAAAUAUGAGAGUCUCGAGAAACGUCAAUCCGACGUCCAUUUCACCUCCUCAUGGCCUGAUCAACUGGUAGGUGGAGAUAGCAUCUCGAUGAGCUGGGAAGGAAGUGAUUCGGGAAAAUAUACCUUAGCUUGGGUGGAGGAAUAUAAUGGUGGUGAUGAUCUUUUGCUAAACUUCGUAUUCCAAAAUGAAGUUUAUGAUCAUUACGAUUUCUACUUCGCCCCCGCUAAAUGUUGGAAACCCGAAGCUAGCUUCCGAUUCAUCGUUUGGGAUUCUGAAGGAUUCCCUCUACCUGAACAAAGAGCUUAUGGACCUAAGUUGAAUCUGGUACCAGGUGAUGACGAGCCUGAUACUUGUUAA
Messenger RNA from Kwoniella botswanensis, 444 nucleotides. RefSeq lists its product as uncharacterized. The coding region runs from base 1 to 444 and encodes 147 amino acids. NCBI's taxonomy places the organism in Eukaryota, Fungi, Basidiomycota, Tremellomycetes, Tremellales, Cryptococcaceae. The record is from RefSeq and is a predicted model, not a curated record. The transcript is spliced from 3 exons.